CAUCUAUCCACAGAUAUGUGGCGAACUCUAUCCGCCACUUCACAAGUAGCAGCUCCUGUACAUAACCUGUUUACCCCCAUUGUCUUUAGUGUUUACAUUUUCAAAGUGAGGCCCCAAAUGAUAUUCACUUUUAGCUUCGUGAUUCUACACACACUUGUAGCAAAGGUUUUUGAGGCUUUAAGAUCUAAAUCUCAGGGUGAGUGCAGAAUAAUCUAUUGCAGUGAAAAUUACAUUAUCGUGGAUAAAGAGCCUGAUUUAAAAAUCAAUAGCAACAACAAAAAUGAGAGAACACUGCAAACGUUUCUGAAAAGCAAAUGUCCAGCUGUGGCAAAGAAAAAACUCUUCCACGAAUAUUACUUUCCACAUCGUCUGGACUAUCCCACCAGUGGCAUUAUAUGCAUACCUAAAAAUGAAAAAGCAUGUAGAGCAGUCGCUAAAGCAUUCUCAGAGAGAGACACAAAGAAAUAUUAUAUUGCCAUCGUUCGUGGUAUAUUUUCUGCGGACUUGGUGGAUAUUAAUCUGCCGAUUGGUGAUGAUGCACGUGAAGUUGCCAUCCAUAAAAUGUGCACCGACAAUGUUGUUUUCUGUCGGAAUCCGAGAAAUGCACAAACUGUAAUAACCGUUCUAGAUGAAGGAAUUUUCGCAAAUUAUCCAGCAACAAAAAUAUUGUGUCGGAUUAUUACUGGCAGAAGACAUCAAAUACGAGUUCAUUGCUCGCAUUUAGGGCACACUAUUGUCGGAGAUUACACCUACAGCAAUAGGAAGGAUGUGCAACCACCUAGGAUGUAUUUGCAUUGUAUACGACUGAUUGUGCCCGUGACUAUUGAAAAAAUCGAUGUUUCUACAUCGGAUGCUUUCACUCAGGUGAAAUUCUGGACAAAGGAAAAAAUGGUGCAGGAUUUAUCUUCCGCGUAUAACACAAUAGAUCAGUACAUUAACUCUCUUUAACAAUCAAGUAAAUGUAUGUAAAUCUAUGUCAGUUUUAGUGGAACGGGAAGAUUGAUAAAAGUUAGGGUCGAUUUUUUUCACUGGUGAAUGCAAAAAUGUCUUGUUUUAUUUUUGGUGCGGAUCGUUUCUUUUGACCUGAUUUAUAUCAAUAAAAGCUUAAUAAUUUUCACAGGAA
Dendroctonus ponderosae (mountain pine beetle) is the source of this 1123-nucleotide messenger RNA. RefSeq names its product RNA pseudouridylate synthase domain-containing protein 1. Gene Ontology annotation, biological process: pseudouridine synthesis. Bases 16 to 948 code for a protein of 310 amino acids. The record is from RefSeq and is a predicted model, not a curated record. Gene Ontology annotation, molecular function: RNA binding; pseudouridine synthase activity. NCBI's taxonomy places the organism in Eukaryota, Metazoa, Arthropoda, Insecta, Coleoptera, Curculionidae. The transcript has 4 exons.